Messenger RNA from Parasteatoda tepidariorum (common house spider), 1146 nucleotides. Its product is annotated as very long chain fatty acid elongase 7. Gene Ontology annotation, cellular component: endoplasmic reticulum membrane. Lineage: Eukaryota; Metazoa; Arthropoda; Arachnida; Araneae; Theridiidae. The record is from RefSeq and is a predicted model, not a curated record. Gene Ontology annotation, biological process: sphingolipid biosynthetic process; fatty acid elongation, monounsaturated fatty acid; fatty acid elongation, saturated fatty acid. Gene Ontology annotation, molecular function: fatty acid elongase activity.
UAAACUAAGUGAAUGUCGAUUAACCAAUCAUAUUGCUUUUGAAAUAUGAAGCGGUACCAUCAAUAAACAUUUAAUUUCAUUUUAUUAAUAUUUUACUUAUUUCAAAAUCAUUUGAUGAUUUAAUGAUACGUUAUCUAUGUUAACUACUUGAAUUUCUAGGACAUGAAAUUUACAAAAAAAUUUCUUGAUAUUGAAGAAAUCGUUAAUGGGAAGGUUAAUUAGAAAAACGCUAACAGAGUUGAAACCAAUUGGUCUUUUUUUUUUCUUUUUGAAAGUAAGAAGUCCCAUUUUCCGGUGUAAAGGAUCACAGAAGAAAAUUUUUUUUAGCUCUUCAAGUAUUUUGUAAUGAUUUUAACAGAUAUUUACGACUUCCUCAGAGCUGAAGGGGAUGUUAAAGAAUCAAUAUUGGUUAAAAAACCCUGGAUUACUUAUUGCAUAUUGGUUACUUACGUUCUACUUGUGAAAUGGAUAAUCCCUUUGUCAAUGAGAAACAGAAGACCGUUAAGUUUAAGAAAAAUUGUUAUAACAUACAAUUUAAUGUUAUCUCUAUUGAAUGCUACUGCAACAUUUUACUUGUUUAGCUAUCUUAGAGACGUGUGGAAAUACAGAUGUGUGGUGCAUUCUGGCCCAAGACAUCUUUAUCAGCUAUAUGCGCCGAUAGGUUUACGUUUAAUUUAUUACGCUUGGUUACUCAAAUAUGUGGAGUUGCUGGACACGAUCCUUUUUGCUCUUCGGAAAAAAGAUGCUAACAUUACAUUUUUACAUUUGUUUCAUCACACUUUAGUAAUUCUUUUCUUUUUAGGUGGCUUUAGUUUAAUGAGAGUAGCGUUUUAUUUUGCGUUCGCAGUGGCAAUAAACUUAGCAGUGCAUGUUAUAAUGUAUUUAUAUUAUGGGCUUGCCGCUGUAGGACCUCGUGUGCAAAAGUAUUUGUGGUGGAAAAAAUAUUUAACACUAAUACAAAUAGGACAGUUCAUCAUGAUGUUGCUAUAUGGCGUAAUUGGACUUUUCACUGGUUGUGAAGAAUUUGAAGUGUUUGAAGUGUUAUUUUUUCUUUUUGUAGCAGCUGUUCUGGGACUCUUUAUCAAUUUUUAUCUAAAAUCUUAUCGUCAAAAGAAUUUGAAAAGCAAGGACAUCAAAGAAAAAUAA